CUCUGACACAACUUUGUCAUGGAUUCAACCCACCCGCAACCAGAUCGCCGUGGCCUCGGUUUCAGACGGCACUGCGGCAACAUAUAUCUUUGGGAAAGCCUCACACCGGCGCUCUUAACUCUUCGAACUUGACCAGCACCACAAUGGGCGACUGGGACUUCGUCUGUGCUCUUUGUGCUGCCCCCUUCUCUGCCGCGUCCUUCGAGGAGCCCGAGGAAGAUGAAGAGGAGGACGGCGUGAACCGCUCUCUCCUACCCAAAGCGGCCAUCGCAUGGCUCGAGCGCCUAUGCGUUGUCGGCGAGAACGAGGAUGCCGUUGGCGUCGGGCGCUGCUAUAUAUCCGGCCCAGGAAAGGAGGAGAUGUAUGGUUCGGUGGGUGUAGCACCCGGCGACCAUCCCAACGCGCCAGCUGCCGAAGGUGACGAUGUUAACAUCAGCGUCUACUACAAUUACGCCGACGACUCGUUGGGUGCGAUCCCCAUGCACACGAAGUGCCUCGACAUCCUGAAAAAGGUACUCCAGCGUGAUGGGUACGAGCUCAGCGCCGAUACUCUAUACGCAUCGUUCUUGGAAGUGCACGAGGAGGGAAUGUGCUGCUUGGCGCUUGACUACUACGACUUCGACGGUCUGACCGACCAGUAUUUCUCUCUAGAGGCAGGGCAAGAGGCCUUCGUCUGCGAUCCCAUCGUUAUCUUCCAGCUGGAGGAGUACCUUGACGGCUUACCCACUCUCAAACCUACCGAUGGCCUCGCGAAGUCGGAGAGCAACAAGUUCGUCUCUCGAAUGCAAGACCCAUUCUCCCUCCUCCCACCCGAGAUCAUACUCGCAAUCAUGUAUCUCAUCCCUCGCGAAUCCUUCAUACCCUUCCUCCUCGCCUCCCCCACCGCUCGCCGCAUCGAACUAUCCAACUCCUUCUUCCACGCGCGCAUGGCUAUUGACAUGCCCUGGGCUUGGGAGCUCAUCGAGGGCCCGCACUCGCGGCGCAUGGACAUCGACUGGCGCGCCGUCUACGUCCACCUGCGCACCGAAUCCAGCGCCCAUCGCGCGAACGCUAUCCCUGGCCUCGCGAACCGGCGCCGCAUCUGGGACGUGUGCGGCCAGGCGGCGAGGAUAUACGAACGGCGCGCGGAGGAGGAGAAGAAGGCUACGGAGCAGGUGUACGUGCCGGAGGACAUCAAGGCGCGCGCUACAUGCAGCCAUGUGCCGCAUGUGCUGUCGCCAGUCCCGACGAAGGCGGCGGCGCUGACGGUGUGGUUGCCGGUCACUGCGAGUCUGAUGGGGAACGAGAAGAAGGUCAGACUGUUCUGGACAGCGAAGGGGGUACUCUCGAGCAUCACCUUCGAGUUCAACUUGGGCUCGGGUGAGGAGAAGGUACUGUUUGGGUCGGGGCAGGGAGUGAAGGUCGACGAGUGCACGAUUGAAGCGGGCGAUUGGAUCGACGGGUUCGAGUUUAGCAUCAAGAAAUUUGAAGCCAAUGAGGGCGGCUCUGGCGGCAAGGAGAACGACGCUAGCGGCGACGAGGACGAGGACGAGGACGAAGACAACGAGGACGAAAACGAAGACAACGAGGACGAGGACGACAAAGACGACGAUGAGGACGAUGAGGACGGUGAAGAGGACGAAGACGGCGGCGAAGUCGAAGACGAUGCGAGCAACAAUGAGGACGACGCCAGCAACGAUGAGGACGAGGCUAGCGACGAUGAGGACAAUGUCAACGAUGAGGAGGGAAGCACUAGCGGCACAGAGAACAGCGACAGCGACGACGAGGACGGCGCGAGCGACAAGCGGGAGAGCGGCCUAGCCAUUAUGGGUGUCAUCGUGCGCAGGCUCGUUGGAGAGUCAGUCGUAUUUGGCAACAUGAGCGGGCACCGACGGCUGUCUGUCGUGCAGGAGGGGCACACAUUUGUCGGACUGCGCGGAGAAGCGUCCAACGGCGUGAUCUCCCGCGUGGGCUUGCUUGAGCUGCCGGAGCUCUUGGGUCCCCAGAGGAGGUCCGCGCCGGAUACCUCGGUGUGCAAGCUGAUGUGGGCGGAAGAGGUCCCCGCCGCGCCACUCGCCUGUCACCCCUCGAGGUUCGGGUACUGGGGCGUCCAAGAGGCGUCCGACUUGGUGCCCUUCUACCCGCUUUACUUCGGGCGGACGGAAAACGAGCUCGCUGCGCUUACCGGGAUCGCCGUGGGGAGCAACUCACUCGGGAUCGCGGUGUACCACGACAGGAGGGUGUCAAUGUCGGCGGGGAAAUUGGAAGAGGGCUUCACGAAGUACUUCCCUAUCGACGGCAAGGGCGGCGAGCGGGUCAUUGGAUUCACUGUGACCAUGGGUCCGCUGGUGGAUGGGUUCAAGCUUGUAACGAAUCGCGGACGACAAGCGAUAUCUGGUCGAACGGGAAUGAAUGCAGACUCGGUCACCUCGACGCCGUCGAACCCCUGCGUGUUGGCAGGUCUGUAUUGCAGCUAUGAGUACAGGAGCGAGGAUGAUAAUCGACUCUCCUCCGUAUCCGUCCUCGUAAGCCCCGGGUCUAGCGAGACGGCCGACUUCGACUACUUCGUGCGCGACCAGUGCAUGUGGGAGCCCUCUCCGCCACCUGCUACGUGGUGCCCCUCGACCCCGGCCUUCGGCGCUUUCGCGGACGACAAAUACGCCGUCUUCCUCGACCUCUCGAAGCCGGUGAGGGAGAUCAAGGGUCUGCUUGCUGCGCCGGAUUGGGUGGACGUUGUCGAGCUGGGCGGUUUCGUCAUUCGCUACGCGGAUGGUACCGAUGUCUACGUCGGCCUGCCGUCGAGCAUCUGGUCACAGCUCGACGACGAUGAACCGCUGAAGGAGCUGCCGCGCCAUCAGCAUAUGUCGACGUCCUUGGGCCCGAUGAAGCCGCCCGAGCUGCCUGCGCACGUCAAGGGUGACGAGGAAGUGCGGGCGCAGAAUAAAGAUGGUGCAGUUUGGCGUCUGGGCGAAGAGGGCGAUCGGAUCGCGAAGGUGGUGGUGUGGGAGACGGGCAGUGGCAGGAUCGAUGGGUUGCAGUUCCACUCGGAAACCGGGAAGGCGAGUUUGAGGUGGGGGAAGUGUGGUAGUAAGCCCGCGGGGGAGGUCGGAGCAGGUGAUGGCAAUUGUCACUUCUCACUCUCAUCCUCCAUGGCGCUGGCAUCUAUCAAGCCGGAUCUAGAUGAGCUCUUCCGUGCCAUCACCAAGGUCGACGAAAUGCGAGAAGGGGGUGACCUUGUCGCCAACGACCCGCGUGUGCGCCCCCAUCUCUCGCGAGUGCGAUCGAUCGUGCGGAAUCAGCGCCCAUUGCAGAAGCUUUACAGCAUAGACUAUGAACGGGACAUCCCGUACCGGGCGUUCCUCUCUGAUAUAUUCAACUAUGGCAUAUACGAGAGCUUGGUCGACGCUCACUUCUGCGUCGCCCGAUUAUGCUCGUUGUCCCACACCUUCGCCAACCCAGAUCUGUGCCCUUUCGACGUUGGAUUCUUCGUGUCUUUCUUCGACUGGAUUGACCAUCUCCUCCCGAUAGGUCGCGAGCGAGAGAUCCUAGCCUUCGCUUCCGCCGGCCGCCUCCCUGAUGGCUAUGUCAUGGAAUGCCUCGAAUCUAUACUUUACGCAACUUUGGAAAUCCUUCAGUAUCUCUCCCGCGAAAGACUGCGCGAGAUAGUCCUGUCUCCGGAACAGCGCCUUUCAACCUUCCUCGUGCACGUAUGGAUGAAUUGGCCGCGCCUGUCCGCUCUACUGGCGGAGAUACCCCCAAAGAUGGUCGAAGCCUGCGUUCUUGGGUUCCCCAUGCUGUACACUGUACUGAACGAUCAUGACGCUCGUCAAGCAGCCUUCUCAGCUAUGCCGCCAGAGAUACGCAACAAUCCUCGUCGUUUUUAUGACCGCUGCGCUCGCCACGUACGCGCUACGAUUGUUCCAAGCGAGCCCAACGGGGAGAUAUUCAUGAGCAAUCAUUUCCGAACCCUCAUUCCCUUCACCAAGAUACCUGGCUUCCGCCAGCCCUCGAAAAAGCUGCUCAUCGCGCUUAUGGAAUACCUCCGUGACCCUGAACACCUAGUACCUCUGCACUGGCGAGAGGUCUGGGUCGGACUUGUGUCGCUAUGCCUUCCCGCUCAGCAGGCUCAUCGUUGGCUCGUAGAGUACGGACUCUUCGAGUGUAUCGUCCGCGUGCGCCUCACCGACCAUGCUGCGCCUAUGCUCGACAGUAUGACUGCUGCACUGCGCAGAGCCAUCACAUCGCGGCGUGCCCUCCGUGGCUUCCGCAAUUCAUAUCGGAAAUUCACGAAGAGCGGAGUCUACCCACCCUACCACGCCCUCGACGAGGAGGACGAAUUUACUCGGACUACCUUCAACUCGUGCGAGGCCGCUCUGAUCGAGGCCGACAGUGAAUGGAAGAGAGCGGCUAUCUGCUGCAACGCCGCCUGUCCCGCGGGGGGCGGUGGUGACAAACCUUUGCGCGCCUGCGUGUGUGGGGAGGCGCUAUAUUGCUCGAAGGCAUGCCAGCGAGCUCACUGGAGAGUGGGCAAUCAUAAACAACGGUGUCCUACUUACAAUGAUCCGACAAGGGCUGGUCUGCAGUUUUCGUACUUCUAUGAUGCGCAACUCGAAGCUCACCAACGGCCAGGUGACCUUCAAGCGAGGGAGCUCUUGCACCUCGUUAAGAUCGCGACAGGCACCUUCAGCGAAAACUAUGACUUGUUCAUGUCAAUCCGCCCGGAUGAGGAGAUCUAUGUCCAGAUUGACUUACGGCCUUUGCUGAGCGGCAACCCGAUAAGCGCCAAUUCGAUUCCCCUGGACGACGAUAGGAAGAGGAGGAUCGAAUCGGAUCCGUGGUACACGCCAUUCAAAGUCUUCGACGUCGAGGUCUACUUCAUGCACGAGGGGAAGUCGUGCAUGCGCCUCAUGCAAUUCAUGAAUGAAGAACUAGCAGGUCACAUUCGGAUGCCAUUUCGCUCACUAACGCAGCCUUUCUUCGACGACGGUGCGACUUUUGACGAGUGGCCGGAGCCUUAUUGGCGCACGGAAAGAGAGCGUCUCUUUGGCCGCAAUCCAGACUCGCCUGACGCAGUUGAUAAUUGAAGAAUGAUCUAUGUAAAGCCCGACAUAUGCUAUGCGUAGCAGAGGGUGGUAGCCAAUCGACGGAUCAGAUGUGUGCGCUUCAUAUUGCUCGGCAUGAGCCAGAUUCACAACUCUAUUCGUCAGAACAUACACGUCGAACUCCCUAAUCAGACCUGCAUAUUUUGACAUUAAGCUUUGUAGUGCUUGCCCAUACAUUGAUAUGCUCUCAAAUUACAGAACUUGACGCGGGAGGAC
This is a messenger RNA of Schizophyllum commune H4-8, 5297 nucleotides long. RefSeq lists its product as uncharacterized. The record is from RefSeq and is a predicted model, not a curated record. Lineage: Eukaryota; Fungi; Basidiomycota; Agaricomycetes; Agaricales; Schizophyllaceae. Bases 144 to 5063 code for a protein of 1639 amino acids. The transcript has 8 exons.